This is a messenger RNA of Eutrema salsugineum, 902 nucleotides long. RefSeq lists its product as uncharacterized. The transcript is spliced from 3 exons. The coding region runs from base 432 to 794 and encodes 120 amino acids. The record is from RefSeq and is a predicted model, not a curated record. NCBI's taxonomy places the organism in Eukaryota, Viridiplantae, Streptophyta, Magnoliopsida, Brassicales, Brassicaceae.
GUGGGCUAAGUUAAAAAAUAGGUGAAGAGCUAAUAAAUUUGUUGAGACUCAGAACUCAGAAGCAAUCCUCCACUCGAAUGAUUUUGGUGGGGCUGCAUUUUGGUCAGUGAAGCAUCUUUUUCAAACUAUGCAGAGGAAAAAAAAGGUCUUGACUUUCUCACUUAGAAAGAUGGACAUUAAGUCAAGGAUCCAAAGCAUAGUAAUCUGUCUGUCUUGUGUGUUAACAUGUCUUUAAUAGACUUGAUUUUCUCCAUAGAGUGAAGCAAAAGAAAAGAUGGGCUUCCUCUGUCACCCACUUAAGAAGAUUUGCUAACCUCAUCCUUCUCCGAUAGCGACCCUCUUCGUUUCCCACUCUUGGUUUGGUGGUUUCUGUAAGAUUCUUGUUUCCUGUUUUAUUUAAUCUUGCUUGUACAUCGAGACACUGUUGUAUCAUGGCUUCUCCGUCUGAAAUCGUCGAGCAAGAGCUUGGAGCAUCACCAAGAAUCAAGCUUUCGAUAACAAGUGAAAGCAGUCUCGCUUCUGUCGCAUCGUUGUCCAUGCCUCUUAUUCAGGAGAUUGUUCUAUCAGCAGACAUCAGAUGUAGUGACUGCCAAGAGAAAAUCGCCGACAUAAUGUCAAGGAUGAUCGAAACUUAUUCAAUAUUGGUGAGUGUGUUGGAGAAGGAAGUGACGCUGACGUGUACAUAUUCCGGUGACCGGAGAGUCUCUAAGUCUUACGGAGAAGCUCUUCUCUGCAAAAUCUCCACCAUCAAGCGUAUGAUAUUCCCUUCUUCAAGAAAAACAACAGCUCAAUAGUAUUUGCUUGAUUCUGCUUUUAUCAUAUAUUAUUAUAUGAUCUUUUAUGUGGAAUGUAAUGAAUAUUGUUUAAAUAUGAUUAUUAAAGAAAAGAAAAAAAGCUCUCAA